Molecule: messenger RNA, 666 nt
Organism: Schistosoma guineensis
Lineage: Eukaryota; Metazoa; Platyhelminthes; Trematoda; Strigeidida; Schistosomatidae
Source: the annotation of a GenBank genome assembly
AUGGCGGAGUAUUUGGCGUCGAUAUUUGGUACGGAAAAGGAUAAAGUAAAUUGUUCGUUCUACUUCAAAAUCGGUGCAUGCCGCCACGGAGAGCAAUGUUCAAGACUACAUAACAAACCGUCUUUCGGUCAGACUAUUUUGCUACAAAACCUGUAUAUAGCUCCUCAAAAUACAGCUCAGAGUGCUGAUGGAUCUCACAUCAACCUUACGGAAGUCCAAGCUCAGCAAAUCUUCGACGAAUUUUUCGAGGAGGUCUUUGUUGAAUGUGAAGAGAAGUAUGGGGAAAUAGAGGAAAUGAAUGUGUGUGAUAAUCUUGGUGAUCAUCUAGUUGGAAACGUUUAUAUAAAAUUCAGGCGUGAAGAAGAUGCUGAAAAAGCUGUUCAGGAUUUAAAUGAACGCUGGUUUGGUGGAAGACCAGUUCAUGCUGAGCUUUCUCCUGUCACAGAUUUUCGUGAAGCAUGUUGUCGUCAGUAUGAACUGGGGGAAUGUACAAGGGGUGGCUUCUGCAACUUCAUGCAUUUGAAACCCAUUUCCAGAGAACUUUGUCGUAAAUUGUACAAUCGGAGCAAGAAACGUUAUGGGAGAAGACGUCGAUCACGUUCUCAUUCACCGUCCAAGAGUCGACGUCGCCGUUCAAGAUCAGCUGGUCGUGCGUCAAGGCGUUAG